Molecule: messenger RNA, 1836 nt
Organism: Apiotrichum porosum
Lineage: Eukaryota; Fungi; Basidiomycota; Tremellomycetes; Trichosporonales; Trichosporonaceae
Exons: 5
Coding region: 1-1836 (611 amino acids)
Biological process (GO): transmembrane transport
Molecular function (GO): transmembrane transporter activity
Source: RefSeq, a predicted model, not a curated record
AUGUCAGAGCAGCCCUCUGGCGUCCUUGAGAAGGCACCGUCCGCCGGCGACCUCACAGAGGCUGGAUAUGACGGUCCCGACCUCACCCUCAAGCGCUAUCCGUGGCGCAGCCGUGUCACGCCUUGGUCCCGCAUCAUCAAUCACGAGUACAAGGGAUCGGGCACCGAGGAGGACCCCUAUGUCGUCCUCUGGCUGGAAAACGACGAGGAGGACCCCCUGAACUUUUCUGCCAAGAAGAAGUGGCUGCUCACACUUUUGGUGGCCACAGGCACCCUCGCCGUCGGCUUUGGUUCGUCCAUGCUGUCAGCAGCUAUCGCGAACCUUAGAAUCGCGUUCCCAGGCGAGAACUCCAUGCUGUACACUAUGAUCACUGGCUGUUUCGUGCUCGGCUUCGUCGUUGGUCCUCUGCUCUGGGCUCCCUGCUCUGAAGUGUUCGGCCGCCGCUUAAUCUUUGUCAUUUCUUACAUUCCGUUUACCGCUUUCAACGCCGGCGUGUGCGGCGCAAAAUCGCUCAACGCCAUGCUCGUGCUACGUUUCUUCGCCGGCACGUUUGGCAGUUCGGCCAUGACCAACUCUGGCGGUGUCAUUGCCGAUCUGUUUACGGCCAAAGACCGCGGAAUGGCCAUGGGCGUGUUCGCUCUCAUGCCCUUCCUCGGUCCCUCCAUUGGUCCUGUGGCGGGCGGUUUCCUCUCCAUGAAGUACAAGUGGGAGUGGACCGCUUCCGUCAUUGCCUUUUUCUCAGCCGCCCUCACCCUCAUCACCUGUGUUUACCUUCCCGAGACCUACGCGCCCGUUAUGCUUCGUGCGCGCGCCAAGAACCUUUCCGAGGUCACUGGCAAGGUCUACCGCUGCGAGCAGGAUGUGCGCAACCCCCUCCGCACCAAGGAGCUCUUCCUCAACCAGCUUCGCGUUCCCUACGUUCUCCUCUUCACCGAGCCCAUUGUCGCUGUCAUCAGUCUUUACAUGGCUGUCAUCUACGCCAUCCUCUACAUGCAGUUCACGGCCUUCCCCCUCGUCUUCCAGGGGUACCGCGGCUGGAACCCGGGAGUGGCCGCCCUGGCCUUUAUCGGAGUCACUGUCGGCGCUUUCAUCGCUCUCACCUACCUCAUGUUUGUCGAUCAGCCACGAUAUGUUCGCAACUUGGAGAAGGAAGGCUACGCCACUCCCGAAGCGCGUCUCCCUUCCUGCAUCGUCGGCGGCAUUGUCCUGCCCGUUGGCCUCUUCGUCUUCGCCUGGACCUGCGUGCCCGUCUCCAUUCACUGGAUUGCGCCCAUUAUCGCCACCGUUCCGUUCGGCAUGGGUAUCGUACUCCUCUUCCUCGGCCUCAACAGUUACCUCGUCGACGCGUACCUCAUGAAGGCUGCCUCGGUCCUUGCUGCCGGUGCCGUCACACGUUCUAUUCUUGGCGUCGUCUUCCCUCUGUUUACCUACGACAUGUACGAGGCCCUCAACCCUAACUGGGCGGGUACGCUCGUCGCGUGUCUCGCUCUCGUCUUCAUCCCUUGCCCCAUUCUCCUCUUGUUCUACGGUCGCCGUAUCCGCCGUAUGACCCAGCCUGGUCGCGACGCCGACGACCUUGGCCGCAUGCUCGCCAAACUUCCCCACCGCGGUGACGCGGAAGCUGCUGCUGGUACUGCUGCCGGUACCGCGGCUGGUGCGGCUGCGGCAGCCGGCGCCGACGGCCCUUCUGGUUCUACCGAGGAGCUCGGCGACGAGGACGCCACUACUCUGGGCGGACGGCCUCAACUCUACCGCACGUUCUCCGUCGAGAGUGUGGAAUCGGCCGAAUACGCACCCGUGGAUCCGUCUAUCAAGUCGGGCCACGAGCACCACUAG